This is a messenger RNA of Protopolystoma xenopodis, 330 nucleotides long. NCBI's taxonomy places the organism in Eukaryota, Metazoa, Platyhelminthes, Monogenea, Polystomatidea, Polystomatidae. The record is from the annotation of a GenBank genome assembly.
AUGAGUAGGCCUCGGGAUGCCAUUGAAUACCACCUGGCCUUGCCUCCUAAAAAGCCACCUCAUCCAGCCCGGAGUGGAGUGGAGAUUCGAACUUGCCUUAUCUGUCUGAUGCUGGAAAUCUUGACGACUAUGGCAGACGACUUCGGACAAGGUGAGUUCUGCUAUGUCGCCCUGACAACAAGAUCAACUGCGGCGAAAAAAGAGGGUCACGACGUAGCCGUGGCGUCCGAGACAAAUCAGGCAGUAUCCAAGCCACACUUCAAUUGUCGAUUAAGCAAACAUGCGUUCGUCAAUGCACUCGAGGGCGUCGAGUCCUGUUGCUGGUGCUGA